CUCAAUUCCAUCCAUUAUCUAUGUAUCAAGACACUGAUUCAACAGAGUAGCGAUUUGGUGAUUAGAGUGUUUUGUUCUCUAGUUGACGUAUUUUUGUUUUAAUACUGUGGGACUUAUUUUUUGGAGCCGGCAGAAGUACACUUUAUAAAACUGUUGCAAAAUAAGAGAGAAAGAUCGUCAAAAUGUCACUUGAAAGAAAAAUAAGAGCAAUGUUUCAAGCGCCUACCAAAGGUGAAAGUUUUGAAUUCAGAACUGCGUUGGUUUCCCAGUAUCCAGAGGAGAGAAAGGAUGGUAUUAAGAGAGUAAUCAAGGCCAUGACUGUUGGAAAGGACGUCAGCGCAUUGUUCCCUGACGUCUUGAAGAAUAUUGCAACCAGAGAUUUAGAACAGAAAAAAUUGGUUUAUCUUUACUUGAUGAACUAUGCCAAAUCUCACCCAGAAUUGUGUAUUCUUGCCGUCAAUACAUUUGUUCAAGACACUGAAGACCCCAAUCCUUUGGUGAGAGCACUAGCCAUACGAACAAUGGGCUGUAUCAGAGUUGACAAAAUGGUCGAUUAUAUGCACAUACCCCUAACAAGAACACUUAAGGAUGACAAUCCAUAUGUUAGAAAGACUGCUGCAAUUUGUGUUGCAAAACUAUAUGAUUUGAAUUCUCAAAUGUGUAUUGAACAAGGAUUCUUGGACAUUUUAAAAAAAUUAAUCGAUGAUUCAAAUCCAAUGGUUGUCGCUAAUGCAAUCAAUGCUCUAAUUGAAAUCGACGACAUUAAUCCAAAUGAAAAGGCUUUACAGAUCACUUCUAUAACUUUAAAGAAAAUAUUAAUGGCACUAAAUGAAUGCACUGAGUGGGGUAGAAUUACAAUUUUAACUGCAAUAUCCAAUUAUGAUUCAGUGUCAUCUGUGGAAGCUUCUCAUAUUAUUGAAAGAGUUAUACCACAACUACAACAUGCAAAUUCUGCUGUUGUCUUGGGCUCAAUAAAAGCAAUUUUGCAACAUAUCGAUACUAUUGAACAAGAAUCUUAUAGAAAUACCUUGUUUAACAAAUUAUCAUCACCACUAAUUUCACUAAUCUCAAAUAAUCCAGAAAUUCAAUUUGUUUCAUUAAGAAAUAUUAGAAUUAUUUUGGAAAAAUACCCAAAUUUAUUAUCAAAAGAACUAAGAAUUUUUUAUUGUAAAUAUAAUGAUCCACUAUAUCUUAAAUUGGAAAAAUUAGAGAUUAUGGUAAGAUUGGCAAACAUUCAAAAUUUCAAAAUUUUACUAUCUGAAUUAAAAGAAUAUUCAAUGGAAAUAGAUACUGAAUUUGUUAAAAGAAGCAUUAAAGCAAUUGGCCAAGUUGCUGUCAAAUUGGGAGAUGUUCCAGCGUUAAAAUCUACUGAAAUAUUAAUACAAUUAUUUAGAGAAAGAUCAUCUUUAGUUAUCAACGAUGUUGCUAUUGCAUUAAAGGACAUAUUAAGAAGAUUUCCCAACAAUAAAAAGUUUCUUGAUUUAAUUAUUCCUUUAUAUUUCAGUAGUUAUGAAGAUUUAACAAACCCUGAAUCAAUUUCAUGUUUUAUUUGGGUUUUAGGGCAAUAUCCAAGAAGAUUUAAUAACUUAGAAAAAAUAUUAAAGAAAUUUUGUGACACAGAUGAAGACAAUGGAAAUAACAAUGAUGAAGAUGAAUACAACGAUUUUAAUUUUAUUGACGAAGAUUAUCAAGUCCAGUUACAGCUAUUAACUACAAUUGUAAGAAUAAAUGUUCUGAAACCAACAAAAACGACUCAGAAAUAUUUGCAAAAUAUUUUAAAUAUUGCCACUACCAGGUGUGAUAAUGCUGAUAUAAGAGACCGGGCAUUUAUUUAUUGGAGGCUAUUAUCAAGUUCAUCUAAUGAGACAUUAAGAAAAAUUAUUUUAAAACCAUUACCAAUUAUAUCAUCGACUAUUCCCAAAUUUUCUGCUUCUUUGGCUAAUCAAUUGAUCAAGGAGUUAUCUACUUUAGCAUCUGUUUACCAUUUACCGUCAUCAAGUUUUCAAUCUGCUGGUAACACAAGCUCUAACAAUAGUUCUAGAUAUAAAAAUGGUAAAAUUGGAGUUCAAAAUAAAAAUAUUGAAGAAUUGCAACAAAUUGCCAAGAAUGAAAUAGUCAAUAAAUCUAAAGCAGAAAACUUGUUGAAUUUUGAUGAUGAUGAUAUCGAUGAUAGUAAUACCAAUACCAAUUCAAAUAAUAAUUUGAACAGUAGUAACAUAUUGACAGACUUGAAUGAUUUAUUUGGAAUUAGUAGCCCUUCAAGCAAUAAUAACAGCAAUAAUAGCACAAAACCUUCAAAAACUCCAAGUUUGAACAAUGAUAUUUUGAAUUUAUUUAAUUCUCCAGCUCCUUCGACAGCUAGUAAUAAUUAUAAUAAUAAUAUUUUAACAGGGAUAAAUACGUUGAAUUUAAAUAAUUCAAAUCCAAACAACAACAACAACAACAAUAAUAAUAAUAAUAAUAGUAAUAGUAAUAAGCCAAGUGAUGAUUUAUUAGGAUUGUUUUAAUGUUAUAAAAAAGAGUUGGUUAAUCAGAACAUGGGUACAA
This is a messenger RNA of Ascoidea rubescens DSM 1968, 2547 nucleotides long. It is a transcript of the gene APL2, whose product is annotated as Apl2p. The record is from RefSeq and is a predicted model, not a curated record. Gene Ontology annotation, molecular function: clathrin binding. Gene Ontology annotation, cellular component: membrane coat. Gene Ontology annotation, biological process: intracellular protein transport; vesicle-mediated transport. NCBI's taxonomy places the organism in Eukaryota, Fungi, Ascomycota, Saccharomycetes, Ascoideales, Ascoideaceae. The transcript has a single exon. The coding region runs from base 183 to 2507 and encodes 774 amino acids.